Molecule: messenger RNA, 1053 nt
Organism: Sordaria macrospora k-hell
Lineage: Eukaryota; Fungi; Ascomycota; Sordariomycetes; Sordariales; Sordariaceae
Biological process (GO): retrograde vesicle-mediated transport, Golgi to endoplasmic reticulum; Golgi organization; Golgi to plasma membrane protein transport
Cellular component (GO): trans-Golgi network; cytosol; Golgi cisterna
Molecular function (GO): phosphatidylinositol-4-phosphate binding
Source: RefSeq, a predicted model, not a curated record
AUGGCAUCAACAUCAGGCUUGACCCGGCGCAGGGGCGCGGGAGGAGGUGGAGGCAGCGGCGACGCCGCCGGCGGCGGCGGCAGCAGCACUCCCGACGCGAGGGAGGUUGGGCCCGACACGAGCUACGAGACGGGCGAGAACGGACACAGGAUCGCCUUCGACCCCCGCGACCUGAGCGAGAGCGCAGAGAGGAGCAAGCAGCCUAAGCUAACGCUGAUGGAGGAGGUGUUGUUGCUUGGUAUCAAGGAUCGCGAGGGCUACCUUUCAUUCUGGAAUGACAACAUUUCCUACGCUCUGCGCGGAUGCAUCGUUCUCGAGCUGGCCUUCCGCGGCCGCAUCAGCAUGCAAAAGGACUCGUCCAGGCGGCGCUUCCCCCUGGCGGACCGAAUUAUCGAAGUCAUUGACGACACUCUUACGGGCGAGGUACUUCUGGACGAGGCCCUCAAGAUGAUGAAGACGAGCGAGAAGAUGAGCGUCAGCUCUUGGAUUGACUUGAUGAGCGGCGAAACCUGGAACCUAAUGAAAAUCGGCUACCAACUCAAACAAGUCCGCGAACGUCUGGCCAAGGGUCUAGUCGACAAGGGCAUCCUGCGCACGGAAAAGCGCAACUUCCUGCUGUUUGACAUGGCUACGCACCCCGUGGUCGAGGGCGCCGCCAAGGAGGACAUCCGACGGCGCGUGCGCAACGUGCUCACCCAGCGCACCGUCGUCAUCACCCCGACCCAGUACCUGCCCGAGGAGCUCGAGUUCCGGUAUGUGCGGACGAUCGCCAUGGUGUGCGCGGCGCACGCGGCCAACGUGCUCGAAAACGCGCUCAGCACCCUCGGCCAUGAGGCCCGUGAAAAUGCCUUCAGCAUGGCGGACGAGUUGCUCCUGCAAUAUAGCCAGUGGCCGUUUGCGGCGAGGCCGUUGCCUGGUGGGAAUGGAGGGGUGGGGGCCAAUUUGCCGCAGGUUAUCAACGAGGAGGUCAACAAAGCAAAGGACAAGGAGCUCCAGCUCGAAGUCGUGGCGGCUUGCUUGAGUGUAUUCACCCGUCUUGACUCUCUGCUCUAG